AUGUGGAGGCAGAGACUGCAGUGGGGGAUGUCAGUGUUACCCUGAGAAGGGUGCAAGGGAGGAGGGAUGCGGUGUAGCCAGAAUCCUCGCCACUACCAUCCACCCCAAAGGCGCAGCUGCGGCCAUCCACCGGGGGACAGAGGAGCCCGGCCGCCUGAAAGCGGAGGAACGACCGCUGACUGCGAGGGGAGGAGGGGCUCCUUACCGACCACCUGCAGUGGUCAGGCCGCUGCCAGGGGUGGAGGAGACCCCUACCGGCCGCUAAAACGCAGCGGGGUCAAAGGGAAGACCGCCGUCCUCGAGCGGGGAGGGGCUCACUACCAACUGUCUGGAGUGGGAGAACUGCUGCCAGGGGCAGAGGAGACCCCUAUCAUCCACCAAAACGUGGCGGGGCAUUCCAUCCGCCAGGGGACGGAGGACUAUCAUCCACUAGAGGGUGGAUGAGUGACCGAGGACCAGGCUACGGCGUAUCAGAGAACCGGCAAGAACGUUUUUUUCACUCUCUCCUCCCUCUCUCCCUCUGUCGCUCUGUGUUGGCCUUUCCCUCUCUUUUUUUUGUUGCUUUUCCCUCCCCUUGUCUCCCUCCCAGGUCCGAGAAGGCGGGGAAGACCUGCCGGCAGGAGGGGGGGGUGUUCGUUAUGCCAGGGGCUCCCCGGCCUGAAAGAAAGGAGGGAGGAGUGUGGCAAGGAGGAGGGCGGGGCCGGGCCAUGAUGACACAUGCCCGGCCCCUAAGGCGGCAGUUCGGGAGAGAUAGAGCUACAGGCAGCUGCCCUGGUAUGCCUGGUCCCCUAGGUUCCCAGGGCCUCACAGGCCCUCAAGGGCGCCUAGGAGACCCAGGCCUCCAGGGCCCUAAGGGAGAGAAAGGAGACCAUGGCAAAGGAGGUGUUAUGGGUCCAAAAGGAAGUGUGGGUAUGGAGGGAGUUCCAGGGUUUUCUGGAGCAGAUGGUGUUCCGGGUCACCCGGGGCCAUCUGGUCCUCGUGGAAAACCUGGAGCUGACGGCUGUAAUGGAACUCGAGGAGACUCUGGAACGCCAGGCAUUCCAGGAUUCGAAGGCGCCCCUGGAAUAUCAGGCCACAAAGGACUGAAGGGGGAGAAGGGUGACCCGUUGGAGCUGUGGGUCUAUAUGGAAAGAUUUAGGGGAGAUCCAGGACAGCCAGGCCUUGAAGGAUUAAUUGGACCAACUGGAAACCCAGGUGGCAGAGGACUGCCAGGAGGACUAGGUCUAUGGGGUCCCCCUGGUAUUAAAGGCUUGAAAGGACAAAAGGGUGAAAGCACUAGGAUAAUAAAAGGAGUCAAAGGAGAAUCGGGGGAUGUUGGAGAGACAGGCCAACCAGGACCUUUCCCACACACCAGACCACCCCCUGCAGAUUGGCAGGGUCAAAAAGGCGAGAGAGGAUAUAAAGGAGAACCAGGAGAUGUGGAACCUAUGUCAGUCAAAGGAGAGGAUGGUGUUACUGGGUUUAUGGGACUGCAGGGAAGCCCAGGAUUUAAUGGCUGGCCCGGACCUAGGGGUGACAAUGGACUACCAGGUUUCCCAGGAAAUACUGGCCCCAAGGGGGACAGAGGAGAACCCGGAGAGCUGAUAUUCACAGAACGUCCAUUUUACAAUGCCGAGGUGGGUCCUCCAGGACCUCCAGGAGAGCGUGGCCCAAUAGGAAAUCGUGGUCCUAUGGGUGCUAAAGGACUGUCAGGUCCCCCAGGCCCCCCUGCUUCUGAACAAACAGGGACAUUUGUUCUGUGGGGCCCAGAGGGACCAAGAGGAACAAAGGGAAAGAAAGGCGAAGCUGGAGAACCUGGUACACCUGCCACUCAGCCCGGCCCACCUGGCUUUGAUGGGCAGCCUGGAGUCCGUGGACCACCUGGACCCAAGGGAUCAGUGGAAGACUAUUUCAAAGGUGCACCAGGACCCCGUGGACGUCCAGGGAAUGCUGGGAAAAAGGGACCAAAGGGUGACCAUGGGCUUUGUGAAUGCCAGAUCAAAUCUUCUCCGCCUGGUGCUCCGGGCCCCUUUGGUGAGCUUGGUGACUCUGGCAUGGCGGGCGAGUGGGGUCAGCAGGGUGAUCAAGGUGACCCAGGACCCAGAGGCAAUGAUGGUGUACCUGGUUUUCCUGGUGCUCGAGGGGAGCCUGGACCCAAGGGGAGAAAAGGAGAGUUGACCGCAGCUACAGUGAAAGGAUUAACAGGUGACCCAGGGGACCCAGGUGCUAGUGGUUUCCAAGGAGAGCAGGGGAGUCCUGGGCGUAAUGGAGAAAAUGGUGCACCUGGUCUGCAAGGACAUGUUGGAGAAGGUCCAGUAGGGGAGCCUGGAGAGAAGGGCUACCCGGGACGGCCGGGUCUCCCAGGUUUAACAGGCCCAGCUGGGGAACCUGGUCAAGUUCUCGGAGCAACCAAAGGUACAAAGGGCCUUCCUGGAGAUGAAGGAAGAAUUGGUAUUGAUGGAAAUCCAGGGUUGCCUGGCGCUUCAGGGGCCUGUAGCACAGAAGAGGAGUGGAAUAUUGCAGGUGAGUGUUUUAGAGUCCCUGGGCCUCCAGGAGAAACAGGGCUGCCUGGCAUUCCUGGGUUGGAUGGAUUUAAUGGAGUUCCAGGUCCCAAAGGAUUACCAGGUCUUUCUGGAGAACAUGGGACCAAAGGAGAGCAAGGUGAACCAGGAAGAGGAGGUCCUCCUGGACCGAUGGGUUCAGUUGGAUUUCGAGGGGACUAUGGACAUCCUGGCUCCAAAGGUGAAGAAGGACCUCCAGGCCUCUCUGGGAAGCCAGGUUUGGAUGGUGCUUUAGGGGUGAAGGGUGAACAUGGUGAAGUUCUAGGGGCAUCUACUGGAGCCCCUGGAGAACCGGGACUGCCAGGACAGAGGGGUGCUAUUGGCCUUCCAGGAGACCCAGGCCCAAAAGGACACUCAGGUAUGGAGGGAAUGCCUGGUAUGAUCGGCCUCAAGGGUGAAAGUGGCCCUCCAGGUCUUCAGGGAGAAAUAGGAAGACCUGGACCUGAAGGGACAUUUGGAUAUUCUGGACGGCCUGGGCACACAGGAUCUCCUGGUCCACCUGGAAAUAUUGGACAACCAGGUCCAAGUGGAGUAAGGGGAGAUCAAGGUGACCCUGGUCCUCCUGGGUCCUGGGGAUUUAAGGGUGUCAUUGGAGACCCUGGAAAUGUUGGUGUGCCAGGAAAUAUUGGGCUACCAGGAGAUCCUGGACAACAGGGGCCUUUCGGUCACCGUGGUCUCCAAGGGCUCAAAGGUCUCAAAGGAGGUCAGGGCAUGACAGGCUUCCCUGGAAAGACUGGUCAGGAAGGUAUAAAAGGAUUUGCAGGACUGCAAGGAGAGACAGGCUCCCCAGGACAACAAGGUGCAAAAGGGGAAACUGGCUCUCCAGGUCAAAAAGGUGACAGAGGGCUGAUGGGGCCUCCGGGAGAAAAACCAAUCAUACAUAUAACACCUCAUAUGAAAGAAGUCAUGAAGGGGGCUAAAGGUGACCAUGGAAAUAUGGGAGAUCCUGGCUUCACUGGUCCCAGAGGCCAAAAAGGUUUUCCAGGUUUUCCAGGAAAAGAGGGGGAACACGGACAUCCAGGGGAGCCCAGUGAUAAAAAAGGUUCUCCUGGUCUUCCAGGAGAAAAAGGAUAUCAAGGGCCAAAGGGAAUGCCAGGCUCUACAGGACUCCCUGGAAUAGAGGGUUUCCCUGGAAUGUCUGGACCCAGGGGUGACAAAGGCUCACCUGGUGCCUAUGGACGAUCAGGAGACCCUGGAAUCAAAGGAAUCAGAGGUGACUUGGGUCCAACCAUCAACCUUCCGGGAUCAACAGGACUGAGAGGUGAAACUGGGUUCCCUGGAACUUCAGGUGAAAAGGGUCUGGCAGGUCAACCUGGAGAUAGAGGAAGCCCUGGUUUUGAUGGCAUUGAGGGGAUGAAAGGCUACUCAGGUGAACCUGGAAAGGCAGGACCACCAGGCUCCGAUGGCCUUCAGGGUUUCCCUGGAAACCAGGGUCAUAAGGGCUGGCCAGGAGAAUCAGGACAGCCAGGAACCCCUGGAAUCCAAGGCCAACCAGGACAAAAAGGAUUUCCUGGUCUAAAAGGCAUUUUUGGAUUGGAUGGCCUGAAAGGUCAAAAGGGGAUACAGGGGGUUCCAGGUUCUGACUACUCAGGUCCUCCAGGUGACCCUGGAACAAAAGGAGAGAUAGGAGAGACCGGUAUCCCCAGCACAGAGGUUGGCCUCCCGGGAGCUUUGGGCCUCAAGGGUUCCCUUGGAGAUCCUGGUGCUAAGGGUACAUCUGGGCAUCCAGGUGAACAAGGGCCUCCAGGUCCACAAGGAUUCUCUGAUACACAAGGAGUGUCAGGUGACCCUGGCUUUCCUGGCAGUAAAGGGCUUCCAGGCUUUCCUGGACCCAGAGGGAUCCCAGGUGAUCUGUCUCCAUUCGGAGUGAAAGGAGAGAAAGGAAACCCAGGGGUAUUUGGACUCAGUGGAGAAAAGGGAGUCCAGGGGGACAGAGGAGAAAGAGGACUGGCAGGAGAACCUGGAGUGUCAGGAAGAAGAGGUGAAAAAGGAGAACCAGGAAUGAUGGGAUUUCCAGGAAGACAUGGUUUUCAAGGCAACAUGGGCCCUGUUGGACCUAAAGGAGAUACUGGACCCCCAGGUUUUCCUGGCUCACCUGGUGCUAAAGGACUCCCACCUGUCCCAGAAAAAUUACCAGGGGAAAGAGGACCACCAGGUUCAAUGGGUAUUCAAGGACCACAGGGACAUAAUGGAAACAUAGGCCCUGCUGGACCUCCAGGUGAUCCAGGGUUUUUGGGUCCAAAGGGCCAGAAGGGCAUGCCAGGUCUCCCAGGAAUACCGGGAAAUCCAGGCUUCCGUGGUGAAUCUGGACAAAGGGGCCACCCUGGUCUGCAAGGCGAGGAAGGUAACCGAGGGCAAUCUGGAUUAACUGGUCCUGCUGGAAUGCCUGGCCGCAGUGUCAGUGUCGGUUACCUUCUGGUAAAACACAGUCAGUCUGAUCAGAUCCCAAUGUGCCCUGUGGGUAUGUCCAAGUUAUGGGAUGGUUACAGUCUUCUGUACUUUGAGGGACAAGAAAAGGCCCACAACCAAGACCUGGGUCUAGCUGGAUCAUGUCUUCCUCGUUUUAACACCAUGCCCUUCCUAUACUGCAAUCCUGGUGACAUAUGCUACUAUGCUAGUCGAAAUGAUAAAUCCUAUUGGCUGUCCACCACCGCACCAAUUCCUAUGAUGCCUGUGGAGGAGUCUGAGAUAAAGCCAUACAUCAGUCGUUGUUCUGUGUGUGAAGCUCCAUCUGUGGCCAUUGCAGUUCACAGUCAAGAUAUAACCAUCCCACAAUGUCCUGCCGGGUGGAGAAGUUUGUGGAUUGGCUAUUCCUUCCUUAUGCACACAGCGGCUGGAGAUGAGGGUGGCGGUCAAUCUCUGGUGUCUCCAGGCUCUUGUCUUGAAGAUUUCCGCACAACUCCCUUCAUCGAGUGUAAUGGGGCCAAGGGUACAUGUCACUACUUUGCCAACAAGCAGAGUUUCUGGUUGACAUCUAUUGAUCAGUCCUUCCAGAGUUCCCCUGCCUCUGAGACACUCAAAGCCGGUCAGCUCCUGUCACGCAUCAGCCGCUGCCAAGUGUGUAUGAAGAACCUGUGACCUGUACUCUAUGAACUUUUACACCUGGGGCACCACUACUUCAGCAGCAUCACAAUUAACAACACCAGCUGAAUACAUGCAAUGGCAACUAUUUAAUUUCAGACAUUAUAAUGAACAUCAACAUCGCAACAUCAGGCUUUUGGAAUAACUUGAUUGUAUAUAAUGCAUUACAUUUAAGCAUUAACACAAGGACACUGAUGCUGCCACAGAAAGCCCUAAGACACACCCUCCCUACCCUCUAACUACUACUGUGUGCCUUAGGACUAAAGAUGUGUAAAUGUGCAUAAAAGAAGCCAGAGAUGCAUGAAAAGCAUAGUUGGUAUUAUAUUUCUCUGUACUAUUUACUUUUUCUAUGUAUGAUAUGGUGCUUAAUUUCUAACUUAUUACCUCAGCAUUUUCAGAUCUGUUAUUGUGUUAUUAUUUUUUAGCAAGACCAUACAGCUGAACCAAAGAUACCCAUUUUGCUUACGCACUACUCCGGCCUUCUCUAUCAUGUGGUAGUACUUUAUGUGAUUGGCCCCAUAUUGAACAGUUAGGUUGGAAUGGAGAACCGGUUCUUAUUCAGAAACCAAAUAAUUUUCAUGUUUUGUUCCGUUAAAGGUGCUUUUUUUUUUUUAUGUAAAAUUAUGCAAAAAUGUUCCUACUCCCUUAAAGAUAUUAAUUAAAUAAGUAUCCUGAGAUAUCUCACUGGUCUCUGUGUCAGCUGUAGACUUUGUAAACAGCAAACAAGAAUGUGUCCAUGGACCACGGACAUUGAAGCUUUUCACAUGUCAAUCAUUUUGCUUGUUCUUAGUUGAAGUGGAUCAUUGAGGCUAUGAUUUAAAAUGUUUGUCAGUUGAGGGUGCUAUUGUGCCACUGUUAAAUUUGACAGGCACAGGAACAAACAAUGCUGCUCUUUUGCUCAGUUUUGGUCUCAAAAUUAUCUUUGGAGGGCAGGGUUUUAGAAUGAAGGGACAUGGCUAAUUCAACGGCUAAGUCACGUGAAAGCUUCAGAAUGCUAAAAUCGCUUACAGCACCUUUAAUGGCUCUGGAACAUUCUUUUAGAAUAUGCAGAGCUGUUGUCAUUAUAAUCAGUACUUGUCUUAUUUUCAUGGUUUCUUACAUUUUAAAAGUUGUGGUAGCAUAUAUGCCACUUCACCGACACAACACAUUACAUAAAUCCAAAAUAUCGGUUUGAGACCCAUCACAAAGACAGCAAAGAAAUGUAAAGAGAACCGUAAACAGAAAUGUCAAGUAAACUGAACUGUUAAAUGAGAUCAGAAUUUGAACCAGAAUCUUAAAGGGAUAGUUCACCCAAAAAUAAAAAUUAUAAUCAUUCAUGAAAACUCAUGAAACUAGUCAUUUACUCACCCUUCAUGCCAUCCCAAAUGUGUAUGCUUGCUUUCUUCUGCAGAACACAAACUAUAGGGCUCAAAAGUUCCAUACAAUGCAAGUGAAUGGUGACCAUAAUUUUGAAGCUCCAAAAAGCACAUAAAGGCAGCAUGAAAGUAAUCCAUAAGACUCCAGUAGUUUAAUCUAUGUCUUCCGAAGAAAUCCAAUCGAUUUUAUGUGAGAGCAGACCAUAAUAUAACUUGUUCACUAUUAACCUUGACAUCAACAGUCUUCUUGACGAACAUAAUUUCGAGCUCCAUUACACUUACUAGCACCAUCCAGCGGUCUUCGCAUGCGUCAAGCACUAAGAAGUGUAAUCAAGCUUGAAAUCAUGAUUGUGCCUUGGGGCUGCAAUGACAAGAUGAACAGAGAAAAAGGAGUUACAUUUUGGUCUGUUUUCACCCAAAAUUGAUUGAAUUGCUUCAGAAGACACAGAUUAAACCACUUGAGUCAUAUGGAUUCAUUUUAUGCUGCCUUUAUGUGCUUUUCAUAGCUUCAAAGUUUUGAUCACCAUUCACUUGCAUUGUAUGGACCUACAGAGCUGAAAUAUACUUCUAAAAAAAUCUUCAUUUGUGUUCUGCAGAAAAAAGUAAAACACAUCUGGGAUGGCAUGAGAAAAUGAGAGAAUUGAAAUUUUUGGGUGAACUAUCCCUUUAAUUCUUUAUUCCAUGCCUAUGAAACAGUUAUGAAAUCUAAAAAAACAAAAAAACCAACAGUGCUUAGCCACUGAAUCCACAACUGACCUGUGUAUUUUCAUUAUGUGGGGUCUUUAAAUAAAGUGCUAUCUGUUGUGGUUAACCUUUAUAGAAAUAUGAUAUAAAUUCAUCCCACUUACACUAACAUCUUCUACUGCCUGUAUAUUAUUUUGCUUUGUGUUUAUUUUCUGAGGAUUGCUUUGAAUCAUCUGCACUUAGGUAGGAAGUAUUUUUUGUCAUGCACAACCCCUUUGUUGUGUAAUGUUUUCACACCUGUUAUAAAAUUCUUAUUUAGCCCAUGGUGACACAGAAUAUGGUAUUUCUUAGAUAUUUUAUUUCACAGAAGAUCAUAAACAUUGAGACUUGAAGGUUUUUAUUAGUUUUGUCCAAUCAAGUGGAUAAUUCUUGUUUAUUUGAUCUGUACCCUCUCUUGGUUGCAGCAAGUGCACUGAUUUCUGAGGUUUACGGGCCACAUCAGGCAAGGUCAAUUUCUUCUGAUAGAUUUGAAUAUGCUAAAGAGCUCAGUUUUUGUCCCACUUAUAUGUAAAUAGAUAAAAAGGCUCCCAUUCUUCCACUGACAUGGUUUAUAAGAGUCUGUAAACAUCAACUAAACCAAAUCUGUGUCAACUAAGUGUUCAUGUUAUUUUGGACUUUGAACAGCUUUGCCCAUUUCCAGUGCACAUUGCACAAGUAUUAUUGUCCUGAAAGCCAUAAACCACUAGCAUGAAUUUGAUACCUAAACAAGAAUAAAAAAAGAAAACAAUCUAUACAAGUCAGAAACACAUUUUGCUACGGAAACAUGUCUUUUUUUUUUUUUUUUUUUUUUUUUACCAAAUGUACUUUAAAUAAUGAUAUGUGGGCUAUCUGAAGACACUGAUUUUGAAUUAUAGUGUUAUUGAAUAACAGAAAAUAAAUGCCUUUGUUACAUUGGUGUCAUUUCUAAUGUUAAUUAGGAAUAAUAUAUCAUUAUACCUUUAAGAGUAUAAACUUAUACAUUAAGCAUUAGUUUACACAUGUAACAAAUACCCCGAGCAAACCACAUACAGAGCCCACAUCAGGCAAAUAAUUAAUGUAAAAUAAAACUUUGGUCCUGUUUGAAAAAAAAAAGGAAAAAAAAAACCAAACAAGUAAAAA
Myxocyprinus asiaticus (Chinese sucker) is the source of this 8818-nucleotide messenger RNA. RefSeq names its product collagen alpha-2(IV) chain-like. Gene Ontology annotation, molecular function: extracellular matrix structural constituent. Lineage: Eukaryota; Metazoa; Chordata; Actinopteri; Cypriniformes; Catostomidae. The record is from RefSeq and is a predicted model, not a curated record. The transcript is spliced from 46 exons. Gene Ontology annotation, cellular component: collagen trimer. The coding region runs from base 441 to 5618 and encodes 1725 amino acids.